AUGAAGGGAAUCCAAGCAACGGUUGGCGGCAUGAUUGCUGCACUCGCCAGCCUUGCCCAGGCAAACUCCGACAUCGUCACCCUGUUCACCAACGGCAACGCUUACAUCCAAGAGGCGACCGCAACUCUCGUCCUUCCCGAGCUGCCCAGCGCCAUCUCCGGAGAUGUCGCCAUCUGGAGCGCCAUCAUGAUGCAGAACGAGGCUUCCUUCCUCCAGGGCGUUACCUCAAACUCUCCGAGCGGAUCUUACUGCGAAGAUGGAGGAAAGAACUGGUGCAACUUCGCGUACACCCUGGUCGGUGCGUAUCACUAUCUGAAGCUGCUCGCGAAUGCGGCACUUGAUCGACCGGCGCUGAUCCGUGACUAG
Colletotrichum chrysophilum is the source of this 366-nucleotide messenger RNA. RefSeq lists its product as uncharacterized. The record is from RefSeq and is a predicted model, not a curated record. The transcript has 2 exons. Lineage: Eukaryota; Fungi; Ascomycota; Sordariomycetes; Glomerellales; Glomerellaceae. Bases 1 to 366 code for a protein of 121 amino acids.